Pieris macdunnoughi is the source of this 3357-nucleotide messenger RNA. Lineage: Eukaryota; Metazoa; Arthropoda; Insecta; Lepidoptera; Pieridae. The record is from the annotation of a GenBank genome assembly.
AUGGGGAGCGCAUUAGGAAAAUUAUGUUCAACAACCAAAGUUGCAGCUGUUGGUUCAGUUCUCGAUCGAGUGAUAUCUCAACCAAGCACUGAAGAUCACACAGUUUUGUACAAACUAGCUGAUUAUAAAAAGGCAGGUGGUAUUUUACUAGAAACAUAUGCAAAGGGCGGCAUGGUAGCUGCAGAAAAACUGAUCCGUGAGGAGUUCUCUGGCUAUAUGUACGCUGCUGGACGGGGUAGAGUCAUAAAUCGGGCGGAAUACCUUCGGUGGAAAUUCAGAGAACAGGAGCAGGUAGUGCUACCAAUAGAAGCCUCUCUUUCGCCUCACGAUCCUUUAGCGAAGUGGGAGGAUCACACAGCCUGUUGGCAAAUGAGCUAUCGGGGUGCACUCGGAGAAUCUCUUUUACAUGUACUCAUUAUUUGUGAUACUAAGAUACAUACACGAUUGGCAAGGACAUUAGUGAAAUGUUUUCCGAAACUGUCACUCGAUGUUGUGGAAGGUGAAGAAUAUUUAGGCGCCAGUUCGCUUCAUCUUGCAAUUGCUUAUAGCAAUAACGAGUUGGUGCAAGACCUCGUGGAGGCCGGAGCGGAUGUCAACCAACGAGCUAUUGGCAGUUUCUUCCUACCACGAGACCAACAGCGGAUACCACCUUCUCGUCAAACCAACUACGAAGGUCUAGCAUACCUUGGCGAGUACCCGUUGGCUUGGGCAGCUUGUUGCGCCAACGAGGCUGUCUACAAUCUACUUUUGGACUCGGACGCUGAUCCAGAUGCCCAAGAUUCCUUUGGGAAUAUGAUCCUUCAUAUGGUCGUCGUUUGCGAUAAAUUGGACAUGUUCGGCUACGCCCUUCGUCACCCAAAGGUACCGGCGAGUAAUGGGAGACAGAACGAUGCGGGUUUCACUCCUCUUACCCUGGCCUGCCAACUGGGUAGAGCCUCCGUGUUUAGGGAAAUGCUGGAACUGUCUUCCAGAGAAUUCUGGAGAUACUCAAAUAUAACCUGCUCUGCGUAUCCAUUAAACGCGUUGGAUACUUUAUUGCCGGAUGGACGGACAAAUUGGAAUUCAGCCCUAUUCAUAAUUCUAAAUGGUACAAAACAAGAACAUCUGAACAUGUUAGAUGGAGGGAUCAUACAAAGACUCCUUGAAGAGAAAUGGAAAACAUUUGCAAGGAAAAAGUUUCUUAAACGUCUCAUGAUACUAAUGUUGCACCUGCUACUUCUAUCUGUAUCGGUCUACCUCCGCCACAGUAGCGUCGAAGCUGACUCCUACCCUGACUGGGGUCUGGAAGUCACAGACGCUAGAAGUGGUAUACGACUUGCCUGUGAAUUGGGAACGAUAUUGAGUACGUUAUGCUAUAUAAUACUGCAGCAGGGAGAUGAGAUCAAGAACCAGGGAGUCAUAGCGUAUUUCAAGCAAUUGAUACACGAACCGGCAAAAUUUAUUUUCCUUGCAUCAAAUUUGUUACUCCUAGCAUGUAUUCCAGCUCGGUUCAGUAGACAAACAAUGUUAGAAGAGGCGAUACUAAUAUUUGUGCUACCAGGGUCCUGGUUUCUACUUAUGUUCUUUGCAGGAGCCGUAAAAUUGACGGGUCCUUUCGUGACAAUGAUAUAUAGUAUGAUCACUGGAGACAUGUUCACGUUUGGUAUUAUAUAUUGCAUUAUUCUGUUUGGAUUCUCGCAAUCGUUUUUCUUUUUGUAUAAAGGAUUUCCAAAUGUUCAGUCAACGCUGUACUCAAGUUACCCCAGCACUUGGAUGGCUCUAUUCCAAAUAACCCUGGGAGAUUAUAGUUACUCCGAGCUGGGGCAGACAAUCUACCCAAAUCUAUCAAAGACGGUCUUCGCUGUGUUCAUGGUGUUUGUGCCGAUUCUACUCCUUAACAUGCUGAUCGCCAUGAUGGGAAAUACUUAUGCACACGUGAUAGAACAGUCGGAGAAGGAGUGGGUGAAACAGUGGGCAAAAAUAGUUGUAUCCCUAGAGCGGUCCGUAGCCCAGGAAGAUGCUCAUAAAUACCUUCAGGAGUACUCAAUUGGACUGGGACCUUCAGAUGACCCAAGGUACGAGCAGAGAGGGGUCAUGGUAAUCAAGAGUAAGGCUAAAACCAGAGCUAAGCAACGAAAGGGCGCUCUUGCAAAUUGGAAGCGGGUAGGUAAAGUGACGAUAGCGGAGUUAAGAAAACGUGGUAUCACCGGUGAGGAACUCCGAAGGCUAAUGUGGGGUCGUGUCUCUAUCUCUACACCUACUAAGCAAAAGACCACUGUACCACCACCGGAAGUGGUACAAGAGGCAGCGGGGGUUGGAGGCGUAGCGCUUUCUUCGGCGUACUCUGCUAUGGCCUUUGCGCAAGACCUUGAUUUGACUAACACUGGUGCGGAGGCAAUGCAACAGCCCCCGGACAUCUUGGUGAAUGGACUCCAGAAACAAAGCAAGGCAACAACCCAAAUCUAUCAAACUCAACCGAAAGUAGACGCAAAUCUGCCAACAGCACCUAAUAAUCAGAACUACCUGGGCAUUGAUCUUCAAGCUGAAUUCUUGAAGACUCAAGAGAUCAAAAGUCCACCUGCAGAAGUAUUCCCUGACUACAUGAUGGAAUUGGUGACACGGUCAGAAGAAGGUCCCAGCUCGCCUGACUUGAGGACCCUCGCGGAAAAGGCGGCGGAGCUAAACGGUAUUCCGGAAAUAGAUGUCACUGUUUCCACGGGAGUUAAAUCCUCCCGCCUAGUCGUAGCUGGAGCAGUCUCUGGUCUCUUCGGAGUGGCUGCUGACCAGCCUCCUCCUGAUAGCGGCUGGAAAAGGGAGAGACAGGAACAGACAGAUAGUGAUCCUAUAUCUGACAGUGCAGUAUUGGGUCGUGCAUGUCGUGCUAAACGCGCACGAACUGCGUCCAGACGCGCUGCGCCUCCACCGCCUCACCUUUACGUGCCAGCACGGUCAAUGUAUUUCGUCGCUUCCGAGAGCAGCGCCGUUGAAAGUGAUGCACCCUGGGAGGAACCACAAAUUAAUAAUACUAACUCCGCCAACAUAAACCACCGAGAUAUGGAAAUUAAAACGAAUAGACCGAUUUGUAUUCAAUACGCCACGGGACGAGCACAAGUAGAACAUUCUCUCUUUAUACAAGGGGCCGGAAGUGACGCAGACGUUGAAAGCGCUCCACCCCCGAGGAAACCGGAAGCACGUAGAAUCCGCCCUAAAACAGCUCGACCGCGACGAAAUAGGUUAAUAAUAUCCCCGGUGCCUGCACCUGGUAGUCCAUUAACGCCGUGGGCAACAGCGCCUUUGUCUAAACUCACCCGACUUAUGCAUUCAGCCAGUCUCACUUCUUAUUCUUCACAAAGCUCUUCAGGAUCACCAAGAUAUUAA